Messenger RNA from Gallus gallus (chicken), 2074 nucleotides. RefSeq lists its product as uncharacterized. The record is from RefSeq and is a predicted model, not a curated record. Bases 104 to 496 code for a protein of 130 amino acids. The transcript is spliced from 2 exons. NCBI's taxonomy places the organism in Eukaryota, Metazoa, Chordata, Aves, Galliformes, Phasianidae.
GCCCGUGACGCGGAGAAGAGCCUGUGAGGUGGCGGCAGGUCGCGCACGGAAGACGUAUUGCGGUUAAGAGCCUGCGAGGUGGCGGCAGGUCGCAUACGUAACAAUGGACCAAGUCAUUAAGAAAUUCUUCGUUGGCAGACCGAAGCCAACUCCAGAACAACUGAGGGACAGACGAUGGGAUCAAGAACCACUCGUCAAGAGGAGCACUACACCUGCAACGCUGACACUUCCGAUGUUGCUGAUAUUUAUGGUGUCCAUGGCGAUUACAGAGUGUCACAAACAACUACAAUGGACACAAGAACAUAUGCAGAAAAUUAAAGAAGAGCGUGAUCCCUUUGAAAGCUGGCUGGACGGACUGUUUGGGGGAACGGGUUCAUGGUUAAAGCAAUUGCUUAAAGCUCUCGCAGUAGGAUUUGCAAUCUUUGUGUGUAUUCUAAUCCGUCUUCCAUGCUUUGUAGGAUGCUUGCCUUCAACGAAUGAUGGACAAGACUUUUGACUAUCACAUUGAGUAUCAUAGAUUGCGUGAAAAAUUAUAGAGGGGUUUAGGUUGUUGCGUUCGUGCUGUAACGGGGCAAGGCUUGGCCGAGCACGGAAAAGAAUUCCCUGUUGCUCUGAUGAUUGCUUAAGAACUGUAGUAGAAAAUAGUAGGAAUAGUGUGCUGAAAUAUAUUUAGGAUUAGGCGUUUUGCGCUGCUUCGCGAUGUACGGGUUAGGUGUGUGUGUAAGUAGUAUUUAGCUUAGGGAGGGGGAGAUGUUGUAGUAGGCGUCUUGCGGGGGCACGGGAUGUACGGGACAGGCCUCUCCCUAAACAUAGAGAGAUAGUGCUAUCGUGCUGACCUUGUUGCAGAGAAAACAGGAGAAGAAGAAGGAUGAUAAAAGAAUGUGGAAACGGCCAAAUAAGGCACAAUGUUAUCUGGUGUGAACUAAUCAGAGUGGGACAUGACAGCACGGUUAUCUAGGUAAAAUGUAUAUAAGCUGUGUUUAGUAGUGAAUAAACGCCAUUUGCCUCACUUACUCCUGGGGUCUGGGUGAGCAUCUGGCCCCGACCUGGUAAAGGGUCGGUUUCGCCCAGCAGUAAGCCCUACAUGUGGACAGAGGACGAACACCGGACGAGCGAACGGAGACUACAUGCAACACCUUUUUAUUCAACUACCCCCCUCUCCUAAUCUCUGCACGCUUUGGAGAUUUUGUAGCUCAGAAUUCUGAAAUAUCCAUACAACAUUUGUUCUAUGUAAUUAAGAAUAUGUAGAAUGCUAAAAAUACACUAAAAUCAUAUUAACAUAUAGGAAUUCAUUGUACCUUUUGAAUACCUUUCCGCAACUGUAGACUUUGAUAUAAUGUUCCACCUACAUGUAUUGCUAAUAAAUAUACAUUCAGAGAGGAGCAAAUGCACAGUGAUUUAUGAGUCACUGAUAGAAGUAAAAUCCAACACAUUUAUAGUAAUGUAUGUCUUGUUUUGCUUCAUGGGAAAUAGCUGCUUUACAUAUUAAUUAUUUUCAUUUAUAAAGUUAAAACCCAUUUUUUUUUCUCUUUUUCUUUUUUUUCUGCAUGUCAAGCUCUUAAAACCAUGUGAGUGCUGCUUUGAAAGUGAUUCUCCUAUUUUAUUAUGUUUGCUCAUAAUGUCAGAGGUGGAUAUUGGUGAUAUGUCAGUGAAGAGGCUAAACCUUACCACCAAUAUUCUGUUACAUUUUGUUGCUGUGUGACAAGUGGCAGCAGAGGGGAAGUCUGACAAAAGUGGUGUCUGACACAGUGGUGCAUAUGAGGCAAAGGUGUGUCACUGAAUUCCUCCAUGUGGAAAAAAUGACAUCCACUGACAUUAAUCAAUGACUGUUGAGACCAAAACAGUGCAUGUGAGAGCUGAAGCAGAUGGUGCCAUGGUUGCAGUAAUGUGAAAGACAAACCAUGUUCCACACAGCAAUGCACAGUUGUCACAUCAAAAGAUGAAGAGCAAAUUGCCUAAUGAUGGUGACUAUGUUGAAAAAUAGUGUUUUGUAGUUGAGAAUUUCCUCUAUAAUAUCAUGUAAUUAUGCUCUUUGAAUCUGUUGCAGUUUUCAUGGAAAUAAAUAGGAGCUAUU